Molecule: messenger RNA, 759 nt
Organism: Acanthamoeba castellanii str. Neff
Lineage: Eukaryota; Discosea; Longamoebia; Acanthamoebidae
Exons: 1
Coding region: 1-759 (252 amino acids)
Source: RefSeq, a predicted model, not a curated record
AUGCUCGGCGCGCUCGACUGCGGAGCCGACACGCGCGCCUGCCUCCGGCCGGAUCUUCACCAGUACCACGCCGACAUUCACGGGCGCAUCGCGUCCCUGGCGGAUUGUGGGACGCACGCUACGACAAGCAUGGGGCACGAGUAUGUCCUCGCUGUGACCUGCGUCCAGCACAUCGUCAGUGCACUGGAGCAGGACCAAGGCAGCACCUCGCCGCCGCCUGGCGUCGUUGAUUGCCUUGCGGUCGUGGCAAGAAGGCCGCUUCGCCCUGGCGAGCUCAUGUGCCCCACGAGUCUGGAGCAGCGCUUGAGGCCGCCCACCGGCUACGACUUGGUCGCGAGAUCCGCCGCUCUCAUCGAACGCCACCACACUCUGGGCGAACCCGGCUGGCGAAAGUCACUCUUCAUCAUUUGCCUGACCAUGCUCGGCGUGUUCGAAAGCAUGCAGCGACUGUCUGAUGCCGAAGCGUGGGCCGCGGAUGACGACGACGAUGACCAGGACCCCUUCACCCUUCGAGACCGGUUAAAGGACGAGGGCUCACAGGCGUUCGCGGCCGUGGCUCGCUUGUUGGGUUUGUCGUGGUGCGACAGCAACGAGGACGGCGAGGAUGGCGCCACCAACAACGACAAGAUGUCCUGGCCUCGGGCGUGCAUCAACAAGUUCCUGGCUAGUGGUGACCCCACGGCAUCCGUGUUACAGUGUCGUUUGUCGGCGACAAAGUGGUUUCAAUUUCGCUCGGAGACGCUCGCCACUCUCCCUUGA